This is a messenger RNA of Darwinula stevensoni, 798 nucleotides long. The record is from the annotation of a GenBank genome assembly. NCBI's taxonomy places the organism in Eukaryota, Metazoa, Arthropoda, Ostracoda, Podocopida, Darwinulidae.
AUGUCCCUAGAUAGUGAAGCAGAUGAAGGCAUUGGGUCUGGAGGGGAAGAAAAAGCAGCAGCAGCACCAUAUGCUGCGGGGUUUAUUGACCAAGGUUCAGUGUUCGGUCACUCGUUGGUGCAGAACGAAGUGCUGAUGCUCUCCGAAGAAGGCGAAGAGAGUACGUACUUCCUGAAGGACAAUUACGGGAACGCCACACCGCUGCUCGAGAACGGAAUCGCGGCUCUGCUUCUCGGCGUCGCAGGGCAGCACACCCAGUCUUUCGAUCGACAUUUUGCAGACGGCGUUCGGAAUUACCUCUUGAAACUCUCCUCGAACGAUUUCGGCAUGGAUCUCGUGUCCGUCAGCGUUCAGCGCGGCCGAGAUCACGGCAUCCUCGGGUACAACGAAUACAGGGCGUUUUGCGGGACGGAGAAACUCAAGGAUUGGGAUUCCAGGCCGGAGGAAUUCUCCCAGAAGAAAUGGGACAUCGUUCGGAGCCUCUACACGUCUGACCCUCUCGCGAUCUCUCUCCUCUCGGACCCGGACGACAUGGACAUCUACAGCGCGGGUUUCCUGGAACCACCGGUGGCGAGCGACGCCUUGAUCGGCAGGACCCUCGCCUGCUACGUGGCCGAGGGCUUCCGUCGUCUCAAGUACGGUGAUCGCUUCUUCUUCACGCACGCCGGGCUCCCGAACAGCUUCACUCCCGAGCAGGUCCAGGUCAUCGCGAACAGAAAGCUGGGAGACGUCAUCUGUGACAAUUCCGUGGCCACUUCCCUUCAACCGUUGGUCAUGCGCCCUGCCGGAGCCGGGUAA